Molecule: messenger RNA, 3608 nt
Organism: Pseudoliparis swirei
Lineage: Eukaryota; Metazoa; Chordata; Actinopteri; Perciformes; Liparidae
Product: nuclear GTPase SLIP-GC-like
Exons: 22
Coding region: 102-2510 (802 amino acids)
Molecular function (GO): GTPase activity
Source: RefSeq, a predicted model, not a curated record
CAAAGUCGGAUAACUAGUGAGAGAAAGAGACUACGCCCGCACUGGAGAACAGGCAUUGAUCUACAUCUGCAGCCUCCGGGUCGCAGUUGCCGUUCGUGGUCAUGGAUGAUUUUGUUCGGGAUAAAUUAUCUGAAUGGAAUCUCAGCGAGUUCAUAGAUACAUUUAAAGGACAUGGCGUCGACAAAGACAGUUUUUAUUGUAUGAAUGAAAAAGAUAUCGCCGACUUGAUCCGCAACGUGGGACCAAGGUCAAAAUUCAGGGAAAAACUCAAGUGGUUAAAGGAACAAAAAACUGAAAAUCCCGAAGUCGUUGAUUCGUCUGCUCAAGCUUGUGCGUCCACCAGUGACAAAAGUAAUAAAGGGAAGAGAAGGUCAGAUCUGCAGGGUGAGUCCAGCCAAUGGCAAUCCCCAAUCAAAAAGCCACGAUUUACAGGAUCAUACAUCAGAGAGGAAAUACUACUGUCUGACGUGAAAAACAACAUGAAGUUAGUUCUUCAGAAAAUUCCUCAACAACAAAACAAGCUCAACAACUUCCUGAGGAGAAAAAUCAAUGACUUGAAGACGGACAAGAGGGAGGUGGUCGGUCUCUUUGGCAGAACUGGAGCUGGAAAGAGCUAUUUGAUAAAUACCGUCAUUGGAGAGAAGAAUCUCUUGCCCAGUGGAAGCGUCAAUGCAUGUACCUCAGUCAUGAUUAAAGUGGAGGCUAAUGAGCAGAACUCAAAGUAUGAAGCAGACAUCGAGUUCAUAACGAAAGAGGAGUGGAAAGAUGAGUUAUGGUUCUCUAAAAAUUUCCUUCGGGAAAGUGCGGAUCGGGGAAGAGAUGAGGAUGAAGAGAAGGAUCGUAAAGACAUUGUGGAAAAGCUGUCAGUGCUGUAUGGAGAGGACUGGGAAAACAAAUCUCCUGAAGAGCUCAUGGAUGGCAAAUAUUUCAAAGAGAUCCCAGAAUUUCGGCUGUCCAAGAGGAAGCUGUUGACAGGCCAAACAGCUAAAGGGCUAUCAAAAAAACUAGUCAUAUACACAAAAAGCAAAUCAGAAGAUGGAGAAGUAAACGCAAAGAGGUGGUAUUGGCCUCUUGUGAAGUGUGUGACUAUCAGGGUGCCAAAUAAUGAUCUUCUGAAGCACGUCACACUUGUGGAUCUUCCUGGAAAUGGGGAUCGUAACAAGAGCAGAGACAAGAUGUGGAAGACGUUCGUUGGAAGUUGUUCCACUGUGUGGAUCGUGACUGAGAUAAAACGAGCUGUAUCAGAGCCUGAAGCCUGGGAUAUACUGAAAAGUGCCUGUAGCUUCAUGGGAAAUGCUGGCCAGUGUCAGCAGAUUCACUUCAUCUGCUCCCAGUCUGAAGUAGCAUGUAAUGAUCCAGCCCGUCCUUCAACUGAUGUCCGUGCUUUCAUUUUGAAAAGAAAUAUUAAAGCCAAGAAAGAAGUGAAAAAAGAAUUCAGAAAACUAAACGAGGUUACGAAAUAUUUCAGUGAUGAAAGUUUCAAAGUGUUCACAGUGAGCUCCUACGAGUUUCUUCGAAAGACAGUCCUAAAACCACAUGAAACUGAAAUACCUGCACUUAGGAAAAGUCUGCAGGGUCUCAAUGACUGUCACUCAGUGACAUUAAACUAUGUGAAAGGAGCUCUCGGGAUUCUCUCUCUGAUUCAAGGGGCCAGCCGUACAGAUGGGACUGACAUAAAGACAGCUGUCUGCACAAACCUUGAACAAAAGAUGAAGGAUGCACUUAAAAAAGUCCAAAAAUCAAUGGAAGAGACUCAUCAGGUUUUUGAAAAGUGCCUCAGUGAGGGAGUUAGGAAAUCAAAAAUGUCAUGGUACAAAAACUUGACAUCAGUCAUAAUGCCUAGAAACAAGAAAGGUAGUAGUUUCCACCGGACACUGAAGAGCAUAGUACAGCACGAUGGCGCCUACAAGGCAAAAAAGGGGAAACUAAUAAACCUCAACAUGAAGUUAUCUUCAUGCCUGACUCAGAGCAUUGAUGACAAAUUCAAGAAGACCUUCCCAAAUGAAGGAGAUUGUGGACAAUUCAACGGAGUCCUCGAUUUGUUUUCACUUAACACGAAGACGAUGAGAAAGAACACAAAGUACAAAGAUAUCAAACUGCAACUGAUAUUUCUCAGCACAGAGGAAGACAAGAUAAAGACAAAACUCAACAAAAUCAUCCGCGAUCAUAAGAAAACGAUCUACAGCAGUCUGACGACAACAAUUGAGAAGAGCAUGCAGGAAUGCUAUGACGUUGCAAAACUCAUUGAAGGAGACGGCAGUCUGAAAAGGAUGAGGGACGCUAUUGAGAAGCACAUACUUGGGUCAAAGGACGUCAUGUUUCAGAAAGCUAAAGAUGUUAUGUUGAAGCAGCUGAGAGACUUGAUGCUACAAAUCCCUAAGGACCUAAAAAAAACAAUGAAGGAAUCAAUCAAGCUGACGCUCAAGACAGAUGGCGUCUCAAUCCCAGAUGUUGAGGAUGAGCUUGAGAUGGUGAAGAACCACUACAAAGAACUGAAGCGGUCCAGAUGAAGAACCACUCAUUUGUAUCAACUGACGAGCCCUGCGUGUGUGCUGAUUAGAGACGUGAGGCCUCUGGAUUUGGUCUCAACCCUUUGUCAAGUCAUCAUAUUCUCUUUAAGUGACUUCUUUAUAUGUACUUUUCAUUAGUUUGGUGUGAAUUAAAUGCAGAGACAUUUUUAUGGUCAAUAUCUGGGAGGGUAAUUUGAGCUUUUAAUUGAUUAAAGUUCAGAAGCAGACAAACUGUGGGGGGUAAGAGCGGAAUGUCCUGCAGCAAAGGUCCCCAGUCGGAUUCAACCCAGGUACAUUGUGGUUUACAUGGUAGAGAUCUUCUUUGUUACCAGUCCAUCAUUAUGGUUUUCAUGAUUUAAAAAAAGUAUUCUUCUUUAAGUUUUUGUCCAUUUUUUAAUCGUAGUUUAGUAUUGGUUGAUUGAGAUUGAAAUGUCGAUGAUUUUAUGGGGGUUUAAUAUACAUCCUGAAUUUUGAUCACAGUAUGUUGAAUUUCUCAAAGACAUUAUAAGCUUUUAUUAAAAGAAUGAUCUGACCUUUUCUUUUAUUGUUCAAGGAAAAAACUUGCUUACUGCUAAAUAAUGUUUUCUUAGUGUGUUAAUCCAUGUCUCAGAAUUGGAUAGAACUAGAUGAUCGUAAUACACCAGCCUAUCUGGUUUCUCAUUAUUUACUGAAAUAUUGUUGUGUUUUAAUCUACUCUGAUUCUAAAUGCAUUUAAAGUAUCUGAUCAGGUAUACUGUCCAAUGAAUUCACUUUCAAAUUUCCAAAUGUUCUUUGGCUUAUUUGUCCUUUAUUCUGUAAAAGGAUCUAAAUGCCUCUUCAGGUUCUCACAUUAGUUUUUAUUGUAGAGAGAGAGAGAUAAACAAAUAAUUUUUAAGACGUGUUUUGUCGGUUUGUCCUGUUAAUGAUUGUACACAAAGACAUGAAGACGUGUACAAACCGGUUUGAUAAAGGUGUGUUGUUAUUCAUUUAGGAUUCAUGGUAAUGGAAUGUGUUGAACCUGUUUCUGCUUCAAGGUGCCACAAUUGAGACAAACAUGCAGGAAUACUAUGACGGUACGAUACAAGAUCUUGAAAUAAAAACUGACUUUGUAAAAAAUUU